AGACUGAAUCAGGAAGUGGUUUGGCCCAUUGAGCGGUGCUUUGAAAUACUGGAGGCUACCAGAUUAGUUUGAAACACCGCUGUAGCAGGCCCUCCGAGUGACGAGACGUGAGAUCGACUUAUGCAACAACUGCACCUCGACAUUCCGAACUUGUGCUCUGAGACAAAAGCCGUCUUCUCUAAAACCAUGGAUAAACGUCUGGAGAACCAUCUUCAAUGUCCCACCUGUCUGGACGUCUUCAAGGAUCCUGUCAUGCUGCCGUGCAGUCACAACUUCUGCCGUGCGUGUCUGAAGCAGUGGAAGGACACAGGAAAACGAUCGUGUCUACUCUGUAGGGCAGACUUUGGUUCGACGGUUCCGCUUCCAAACUUGGCACUGAAGAAUCUGUGUGAGAACCUUCCACGAGCCCCAGUCAAGUUAGAAGACAAGUGCAGCUUGCACGAAGAGGAAUUCAAACUCUUCUGUUUCGACCACUGGGAGCUUACGUGCAUCGUCUGCAGAGACGCCGGAAUCCACGAUGGCCACAAGUUCCGGCCCCUUGAAGAAGUCCGUGAGGAACUCGAGAAAAGCCUGCAAAAUGCCAAGGAAAGACUCCAAGAUUACGACCGCUGUCGAGAGAACUGCAAAGAACAGCUAGAGUACAUCAAAGUUCAGAAGGAGAAUGUCGAACGGAAGAUUAAGAAGGAUUUUGCGGAGCUCCGUCGCUUUCUCGACGAGGAGGAGGAGGUCAGGUUGGUUCUAGUCAGGAAGGAAGGGAAGAAGAAGAGUCAAAGGAUGAAGAAGAUGAUGGCGGCUCUCGGCGAACAAAUGGAGGCUCUCUCGGAUGCCAUCGGAAGCACUGAGGAGCAGCUUGCGUCUGCCAAUCUUUCUUUCAAGACGGAGAUGCGCGGAAUACAAGAGCUGCCCGAUGAACCAAAGCUGAUUGGAGGAGCUCUGCUAGAUGAAGCCAAACACGUAGGCAACCUCAAGUACAAGGUGUGGGAACGAAUGAAGGACACACUCACCUACAGUCCCGUCAUUCUUGAUCCCAACACGGCCGAUCCAGAACUCAGUCUGUCCGAAGAUCUGAGCAGUCUAAGUUCGAAAGACGUACGGCAGCGGCGUCCAAAGAAUCCAGACAGGUCCUGGUUGGACUCUGUGCUGGGUUGUGCUUUGGACUCGGAAAAACACGUGUGGGACGUCGAGGUGGAAGACAACUAUAACUGGAUAGUGGGGGUCACGUGGGGGGACCCUAGUUUGCUCGAGGUAAUGAUCUCUCGGUGGUGCAUUGGAUUUUGGGAUGGGCAAUACAAAAUUACAUAUGGCCAACAUGGAGAAUGGUACCCGCCUGUAAUAGUGCGGAGGAUCCGAGUUGAAGUGGACAUGAAGAAAAGGUCAUUGUCCUUCUCUGAAGCUCUUACAGACAUCAAAUUGUGGAGCACUAAGAACCCUUCCGAUUGGCCUGACUUGUCCGCAGAGACCAAAAUGUAUCCUUACUUUUGGACAAAACAUAGAAGUCCUCUAAAAAUAGUCCCCAUUUACCCUUAUGUUACAACUGACAUCAACUAGCAGUCAUGUUGACACGGCUUGAUUUUUUUGCUUUGUAAUUUCAUCUAAAUCAUUCCUUUUCCACAUGAUUUGACUCUCAUUUAUUGGCCAGAUCAGGUGAUAAGACUUUACCGGAGCAAGUCAAAUCUAAGUAUUUAAGCAGUAACUCAAUAUUCUUUUCUCCCAAUACUUUUUGACUAGUGUGAAUACUACUGAUGCACCGAUACGAUACCAGUAUCAUCAGGGGUGCCGAUCCGGCCCGAAAUGGUGGCAUUCGAUCCAAAAACUCCCAUGUAGCACGGAUCACCGAGUGUCAAGAUACAGCUGUGAAUGGCCACAGCCAGAUUUUGGGGGGAUUUUAUGGCUGAAACAUGGUCAUAUAACAAGGGUCGCGAUGCAAAAAUCGCAGACUUCAAGGAGUAGUUGAGAUUUUUUUUUCCCAUAUAUUGACUAGGGUUGUUCCGAUCAUGUUUUUUUGCUCCCGAUCCGAUCGUUUUAGUUUGAGUAUCUGCCGAUCCCGAUAUUUCCC
Corythoichthys intestinalis (scribbled pipefish) is the source of this 2056-nucleotide messenger RNA. RefSeq names its product zinc-binding protein A33-like. Gene Ontology annotation, molecular function: ubiquitin protein ligase activity; zinc ion binding. Gene Ontology annotation, biological process: protein ubiquitination. The record is from RefSeq and is a predicted model, not a curated record. Gene Ontology annotation, cellular component: cytoplasm. NCBI's taxonomy places the organism in Eukaryota, Metazoa, Chordata, Actinopteri, Syngnathiformes, Syngnathidae. Bases 121 to 1548 code for a protein of 475 amino acids. The transcript is spliced from 2 exons.